CGUUGCCGGGUUGUACUUCUUCCAUUGCCAUUCCAAGGACACAUAAAUCCGAUGCUUCAGCUUGGAUCCGUUCUUCUCUCUAAGGGCUUCUCCAUCACAGUUAUUCACACUGCUUUCAACUCCCCUGACCCCUCAAACCAUCCUGAAUUUCAUUUCGUAUCCAUACCUGAUAACUUAUCUGAUCAAGUCAUCUCUUCUGGCAAUUUAGUACUUCUUAUAUCAGUUCUUAACGUGAAUUGCCAAGUGCCCUUCCAGGAAUGUUUGGUUCGGGUAGUGGAACAACAGGACGAACAAGAAGAGAUUGCUUGCAUUAUCUAUGAUGAGUUAAUGUACUUCUCUGAAGCAGCAGCAAAGAAUGUGAAGCUGCCAAGUAUUAUCUUUCGCACCACCAGUGUUUCAACAUAUAUUUCUCGUAGUGCGAUUCUCCAACUCAAAGCAGAAGGUAUUCUUAGUUUGCAAGGUUCAACAUCGCAAGACUUGGUGCCUGGGCUUCAUCCCCUCAGAUUCAGGGAUUUGCCUGUUUCCAAAUUCGGAAUUCCAGAAAAUUUCCUGCAGUUGAUAUCUAAGAUGAGCAAGACAAGAACAUCUUCAGCUGUUAUCUGGAACACUAUUGAUGUCCUUGAACAGUCAUCACUUCGAAAGCUCCAAAAACAAUGCCAAGUUCCAAUAUUUCCUAUCGGUCCUUUGCACAAGGUCUCUCCAGCCUCCUCAAGCAGCUUGCUAAAGGAGGACACCGGCUGCAUUACAUGGCUUGACAAGCAAAUUAAGAACUCAGUUCUGUAUAUAAGCUUGGGGAGUGUAGCAUCCAUAGACAAGAACGAGUUAGUUGAAAUGGCUUGGGGUUUAGCCAACAGCAAGCAGCCAUUCUUGUGGGUUGUUAGGCCUGGGUUAGUUGACGAUCUGGAAUGGAACAAGCUGUUGCCUGAGGGUUUCAUAGAAACUGUAGGAGAAAAUGGCUGUAUUGUAAAAUGGGCACCCCAAAAGGAGGUAUUAGCACAUGGUGCUGUGGGAGGGUUUUGGACCCAUUGCGGUUGGAAUUCAACACUGGAAAGCAUAUCAGAAGGGGUUCCAAUGAUCUGCAGACCAUGUUUUGCCGAUCAGAGGGUCAAUGCAAGGUUUGUCAGUCACGAAUGGAGGGCCGGUUUACAAUUGGAGAAUAUGUUUGAGAGAGGAGAGAUAGAGAGAGAUAUCAGGAGCCUAAUGGCGGAAAAAGAAGGGGAAGAAAUGAGGCAGAGGGCUUGGAAUUUGAAGGAGAUGGUUGAACUCUGCUUAAGAGAAGGUGGCUCUUCCUACGUUUCCUUGAAUCAGUUAGUCGAGCUAAUCACAUCAUUUUGA
Theobroma umbraticum is the source of this 1335-nucleotide messenger RNA. Its product is annotated as UDP-glycosyltransferase 76E2-like. The record is from RefSeq and is a predicted model, not a curated record. NCBI's taxonomy places the organism in Eukaryota, Viridiplantae, Streptophyta, Magnoliopsida, Malvales, Malvaceae. Gene Ontology annotation, molecular function: quercetin 3-O-glucosyltransferase activity; quercetin 7-O-glucosyltransferase activity.